UGUACUCAGAUUAUAAAUCUUAUACGUAGGCGUGGCUUCACAGCACAGUUGUCUGGAAGAAACCGCGCGUUUCACGUCUGUUAGUAGAAAAGUUGAGUACUUUUUUCAUCAGUCAUAUAUUAUCGAACUAUUGUUUGGUUUCGUUUGGGUUGGAUAAUCGGGACUCUACUCUAAAUAUAAAGGGAAUCAGAAGGGAAGGAGGAGACGAUUCAUAAGGAAUCAUGUACUGCCCAAGGCAUGAGCAUUAUUUCCAGUGACAAUGGUUUAUAGUUGGCUUUCUCAGUUCCUAUAUUGAUAAUGUUUUCGGUCCACCUUGUGCCUAAAUGUGAACUUAGUUCAUUGAUCCUCUACAGGAAUUCUGAAAAAAAUACCGGAUAUUAAAGUUUUCUGUAUGUAGUAUGUUUUUUUUAAAUCGUACGGUAUAUGAACUCUAUAACGUGGUGAAAUGAAAUAUGUACAGAAAUAUUGCCACAAAUACGAACGUGCUAUAAUCAUCGAGGACUUGCCUGCUGGACAGAUAAAACAUUUAUCUCAUUGUGCUAAUAUUUAGAUUGUGAUAAACUGACACUAAGUAAACUUCAACGUUGGUUGAGUUGUCAGGGUGAUGGCAACUUGGGCGUGGUUUGAGGUAAUGCCUGAUGUGUGAACAGCACUUGCAGCUCAGAUAGAUACAUUUCUGUAUCGCGAGUAAAAGUUGUUGGCGUUCGAAAUUUAUCUCCCAUUUAAUGUAAUAUGCGUAUGAAAUGUAUUCAAGUUCGAAUGUAGUAUUUCUAUUGAAUAUUCUGGUAUUAAUUUUCUUGGUGAAGGCAGUCAUCUCUGUCAAAGGCCAUUGUCCAGCUCGAUGUGUUUGCAGUACCAUCGAAGGAAGUUGUGUGGAGUUAUCCCUUACGAAGUUCCCAGAAGAAAGGUUUCCCGGAAGCCUGAUGAAACUGGAUAUCUCUAGAAACUUAAUCUCCGAGUUAGGCGAAUACACCAUCAGGUACUGGAUGAUUGUUUCAUUGAGAAAACUCAACUUAUCCAAUAACGCUAUAAAUAGAAUCAAUGAACAGUCAUUGAUGGGACAGAGUGGAUUAAAGGAAUUAGACCUAUCAGGGAAUGAAAUUACCACCAUUCCUCCUAAGACGUUCGUCUACCCUCCACAUCUGCAGUGGCUUUCCUUGGCUAAUAACGGAGAACUUGAAAUGCCAGAAGACGCCCCUCUCCUGGAAAGCUCCAGUUUGAAAGUUUUGCAUCUGGAACAUUGUAAUAUAGACAGAAUAUCUGUUAUAAAUUUACAGAAAGUCAUGGAACUUGAGGAAUUGUACAUUUCCCAUAAUAGAAUUGAAGUUAUAGCAACCGAAAAUGAAGGAGAAACAAGUGCUUUGAAAAAUUUGAAGGUUUUAGACGUAAGUCACAACCAGCUACAGGAACUACCACCAGAAAUAUUGGCAUUGCUUAGCCUUGAAACCUUGGUCCUGAGGAAGAACAAGUUGAAGGUGCUGGGUGAGAUGAAAUAUUCGGGUGAAUUUUGUGAAAAAGAUUUGUAUGCCGAAACACACAUUAAAACUGUGAGUAGUUGAUAAAUGCAGUUAUGUUAUGUGGUCAGGAGUAGCGCCUGUCAGAUGUAAGGAGGAAUUAAAACAGUCUAAAGAGAUGACAGAUGAAUUAUAAAUUUUUCUUGGUGAUUGUGUUUGUGCACCUCUGGGCAGGUAUAUGAGUAAAUAUUUUAAACUUAUGUAAGAUGAGAGAAGAAUUAAAUUACUGUGUUCAUAUAAUUUGAGAAAAUAAGCUCUUAUGACGUUAUUUAGAUAAAUAAUUUAAAAGAGGAAUUCCAUAUUUGUUCCAAAAUAACCUAGUUUAUUGGCGAUAAACCUAAUAUUGGGUAGGCCUACAUUUUAUUAUUUUCACAUUGAAAGACAUACACAAAUAAACAUUAGUUUAAGACAUUCUGUGGUGUGCUGCUUGUGUUAGUGUUGUAUUUAUUAGAUCAUAAUAUAUGAGUAUAAUAACGAGUUUAGUGAAGUUUAUCGUCAUUAUAUGGCGUUCACAAUCUCAGGUUCCGAAGUCCAUCCAUAUUCUGGAAUGAAGUGUUAUGAUCUGCUUCAGUUCACUUAACUUUUCAUUCUUACAGUGUAAUUCUGCAUACGCAUGUUGCACAAACCAUGACAUUUUCUUAUUGCUUGUAAUAUUAAGACUAGUAUAAAUGAAUAGAAAAUUGCUGGUUUGUGUGUCGUACAUUCUCUAAGUGAAGGUUUCCAAACACAUUUCAUGGAGCUGGGUUUUACUUUUGAAGUUUCGACUUUAAGGAAAUAAAUUCCGAAAUGACAUACAUUUAUGAGGAUUAUGAAGAAAUAUCUGGACCAUCUAUGUACGCGGUGUUUUGCUUUUGUGCAAAAUUAAGACAUGGCAUGGAACUGAAAGUGAUCGAUUUAAUGUGUCCUGAUCAGAACGAAGGGACCGUGUAAAGCGUCUUUUGAGUUGUUCCCCGUCCAUCCGUCCGUAGAGCUUUCGCUAGUUACUAGAAUGGUAUGAAAAUGUACAUCAGGUAAAUAGGACAGUCUAAGAGUGUGAACUGGUUGUAUG
This is a messenger RNA of Zootermopsis nevadensis, 2562 nucleotides long. Lineage: Eukaryota; Metazoa; Arthropoda; Insecta; Blattodea; Termopsidae. The record is from RefSeq and is a predicted model, not a curated record.